AUGUUGAUCUGGCACCUCUGUCGUGACGUUGUGCGUGGAUAUAUCGAGAAGAUGAUAAUCGGUAGCUUCGGCUCGGCCAUCUAUCGAAGCGUAGUCGACCGGCAAUUGUUGAAUGGGAGCAUUGUUGCUGCUCCAGUAACCGUAAACGGUUUCCAGCGGAUAUGCGAAGUUCAGAGUACAUCUCGAAUUGUUUUGUACGAAUUCUUCCGAAGUACCACUAUUGGAUAUUGCGCGCAGCUGACGCCGGUUUUACAGCGUCAAACGCAGCAGCUAGUUCACUGA
Messenger RNA from Gongylonema pulchrum, 282 nucleotides. The record is from the annotation of a GenBank genome assembly. NCBI's taxonomy places the organism in Eukaryota, Metazoa, Nematoda, Chromadorea, Rhabditida, Gongylonematidae.